AUGGCUCAGAUUGUCGUUUUUAUUUUCAUGCUCGUGAUGGCUGCUGUUUCAGGACACCUUUUUAGCAAGAAGCCAGGUUGUUACAAGCCAGUGCCCAGGAAUCCCAAUUUUGGGGUGAAAACCGCACUUCGUCCUCAUGAACUUCUGAACCUGGCUGAGCUGCCGAAGUCCUGGGACUGGCGGAACGUAAAUGGCGUCAACUAUGCCAGUGCAACUCGUAACCAGCACAUCCCUCAGUACUGUGGCUCCUGCUGGGCUCAUGGCAGCACCAGUGCAAUGGCAGAUCGUAUCAACAUAAAGCGGAAAGGCGCAUGGCCAUCUGCUUAUAUUUCUGUCCAACACGUGGUCGACUGCGCUGACUCCGGCACCUGUCAUGGAGGAGACCAUGGAGGGGUGUGGGAGUAUGCCCACAAACAUGGUAUCCCUGAUGAGACCUGCAACAACUACCAGGCAAUUGACCAGAAAUGCAAACCUUUCAACGCAUGUGGAACUUGCACCACUUUUGGAAAAUGCAACAAUGUGCGUAACUACACCUUAUGGAAAGUAGGUGACUUUGGAGCCAUUAGUGGACGGGAUAAUAUGAUGGCAGAAAUCUACAGUGGUGGACCAAUCAGCUGUGGAAUCAUGGCCACAGAGAAACUAGACGAGUACACCGGGGGUCUGUACUCCGAGUACGUUGAGAGUCCUGACAUCAACCACAUUGUGACAGUAGCUGGCUGGGCUGUUGAAAAUGGCACUGAAUACUGGAUUGUGCGCAACUCCUGGGGAGAGCCAUGGGGUGAGAGAGGCUGGCUCAGGAUUGUGACAAGUGCCUACAAAGGAGGAAGUGGAAGCAAAUACAAUCUAGCUUUGGAGGAAGACUGCAUGUAUGGAGAUGUGAUUGUACCCUCAUCCUACUUAUAA
Chelmon rostratus (copperband butterflyfish) is the source of this 903-nucleotide messenger RNA. Its product is annotated as cathepsin Z-like. Bases 1 to 903 code for a protein of 300 amino acids. Gene Ontology annotation, molecular function: cysteine-type endopeptidase activity. The transcript has 6 exons. NCBI's taxonomy places the organism in Eukaryota, Metazoa, Chordata, Actinopteri, Chaetodontiformes, Chaetodontidae. The record is from RefSeq and is a predicted model, not a curated record. Gene Ontology annotation, cellular component: lysosome.